CAAAAAAAUCACCUAUAUGUUGUUGAAUGAACAAAGAAGAGAGCAACACACCAUACACAGUUGUUCACUCCGAAGCUUAAAAGUUAAAUCGGUGCCCUAGCCUACUUAAGAUGGCCUCACUUGAUACCGACGUCAAUAUGGUUCCCGCCGGCGAUGGAUCCUCCGGCGCCGGGCCCUCCACCAUCAAUCCCUCAUCGUCCACCAAGAAACCCAAGCGAUUCGAGAUUAAAAAGUGGAACGCCGUCUCCCUCUGGGCUUGGGAUAUCGUGGUCGACAAUUGUGCUAUUUGCAGAAAUCAUAUCAUGGAUCUAUGCAUCGAGUGUCAGGCUAAUCAGGCCAGCGCAACAAGCGAGGAAUGCACAGUUGCAUGGGGUGUUUGCAAUCAUGCCUUCCACUUCCAUUGCAUUAGCAGAUGGCUCAAGACUCGUCAAGUUUGCCCUCUGGAUAACAGCGAGUGGGAGUUUCAGAAGUAUGGUCACUAGAAUUUUAAAUCGUUAUCUUCUUCUAGACUGGAAAUAUGACCUGUGAGUUUUUGAAGCAAAUUUGAAGCACUUCCUUUCUUGGAGAAGAAGUAAUAUGUUCUGUGAGUUUUUGAAGCAAAUCGUUAUGUAGCAAAUUAUGUUGCAAUUUGCUAUUAGUUCUUUAAGUUAUUAUCUUUCUACGCAAAGAUAAUGUGAAUAUUGUGCUUAUGAUGGUUUAUAUUGUUAUGUCUGGAAUUGAAUCAUUUUUCUCUAAUGAAAUCGAAAGGUACCUUCUCGAGGCACCGAGGCCCGAUAA
Molecule: messenger RNA, 777 nt
Organism: Salvia miltiorrhiza (redroot sage)
Lineage: Eukaryota; Viridiplantae; Streptophyta; Magnoliopsida; Lamiales; Lamiaceae
Product: RING-box protein 1a
Exons: 5
Coding region: 111-482 (123 amino acids)
Biological process (GO): protein ubiquitination; ubiquitin-dependent protein catabolic process
Cellular component (GO): nucleus; cullin-RING ubiquitin ligase complex
Molecular function (GO): cullin family protein binding; zinc ion binding; ubiquitin protein ligase activity
Source: RefSeq, a predicted model, not a curated record